AUGGCUCAACUCGAUACCCUCGACCUGGUCGUCCUGGUAGCUCUCUUGGUGGGUAGCAUCGCCUACUUCACCAAGGGAACCUACUGGGCUGUCCCCAAGGAUCCUUAUGCCUCCUCCGCCAACCUGAAUGGUGCCGCCAAGAGCGGUAAGACCCGCGAUAUCGUCGAGAAGAUGGAUGAGACGGGCAAGAACUGUGUCAUCUUCUAUGGCUCCCAAACCGGUACCGCUGAGGACUAUGCAUCCCGUCUCGCCAAGGAAGGUUCCCAGCGUUUUGGUCUCAAGACUAUGGUUGCCGACAUCGAGGACUACGAUUACGAGAACCUGGACAAAUUCCCCGAGGACAAGAUCGCUUUCUUCGUGCUCGCCACCUACGGCGAGGGCGAGCCCACCGAUAACGCGGUCGAGUUCUACCAGUUCCUCACCGGCGAGGACAUCGCUUUCGAGAGCGGUGCCACCGCCGACGACUCCCCGCUGUCCUCUCUCAAGUAUGUUGCUUUCGGUCUCGGUAACAACACCUACGAACACUACAACUCCAUGGUUCGCCAUGUUGAUGCCGCGCUCACUAAGCUGGGUGCUCAGCGCAUCGGCGCGGCGGGUGAGGGUGAUGAUGGUGCCGGUACUAUGGAGGAGGACUUCCUCGCCUGGAAGGAGCCUAUGUGGGCUGCCCUCACCGAUGCUAUGGAUCUUCAGGAACGCGAAGCUGUCUACGAACCCGUCUUUUCAGUCGAUGAGGAUGAGAUGACUACCCCUGAGGACGACUCGGUCUAUCUGGGAGAGCCCACUGCUGCCCACCGCGCCGGCCAGCCCAAAGGCCCUUACUCUGCUCACAACCCUUACAUUGCACCUAUUGGUGAAUCCCGCGAACUGUUUACUGUUAAGGACCGCAACUGCCUCCAUAUGGAAAUUGACAUCGCUGGUAGCAACCUCAGCUACCAGACUGGUGAUCACAUCGCUAUCUGGCCCACCAACGCCGGUGCCGAGGUCGACCGUUUCCUGCAGGUGUUUGGUCUUGAGGACAAGCGUAACUCAGUGAUCAAUGUCAAGGGCAUUGAUGUUACUGCCAAGGUUCCCAUCCCGACCCCGACCACCUACGAUGUUGCCGCCCGUUACUACGUGGAAGUUUGCGCCCCCGUCUCCCGCCAAUUCGUCUCCUCUCUCGCUGCUUUCGCCCCCGAUGAGGCGAGCAAGACUGAGAUCGUCCGCCUCGGUAAUGACAAGGAUUAUUUCCACGAGAAGAUCAGCAACCAGUGCUACAAUAUCGCCCAGGCGCUCCAGAGCAUAACCUCCAAGCCCUUCACCGCCGUCCCGUUCUCUCUGCUCAUUGAGGGCCUCAACAAGCUCCAGCCCCGGUACUACUCCAUUUCUUCCUCGUCUCUGGUUCAGAAGGAUAAGAUCAGCAUCACUGCUGUUGUCGAGUCCGUUCGCCUACCCGGUGCUUCGCACAUGGUCAAGGGUGUCACCACCAACUACCUGCUGGCCCUGAAGCAGAAGCAGAAUGGCGACCCCUCCCCCGAUCCCCACGGCCUUACCUACUCUAUCACCGGUCCUCGUAACAAGUACGAUGGUAUCCACGUUCCCGUUCAUGUGCGCCACUCCAACUUCAAGCUGCCCUCCGAUCCCACCAAGCCUAUCAUCAUGGUUGGCCCCGGUACUGGUGUUGCUCCCUUCCGUGGUUUUAUCCAGGAGCGUGCGGCUCUGGCUGCUAAGGGAGAGAAGGUUGGAACUACUCUCCUGUUCUUUGGAUGCCGUAAGAGCGACGAGGACUUCAUCUACCAGGACGAAUUCAAGACCUACCAAGAACAAAUGGGCGACUCCCUGAAGAUCAUCACUGCUUUCUCCCGUGAGGGCGCUCAGAAGGUCUACGUCCAACAUCGCCUGAAGGAGAAUGCCCCACUUGUCAGUGAGCUGCUGAAGCAGAAGGCCAACUUCUACGUUUGCGGUGACGCCGCCAACAUGGCCCGGGAGGUCAACUUGGUGCUGGGACACAUCAUCGCUGAGCAGCGCGGUAUGCCGGCUGAGCGCGGCGAGGAGAUGGUCAAGCACAUGCGGAGUAGCGGCAGCUACCAGGAGGAUGUUUGGUCAUGA
Molecule: messenger RNA, 2085 nt
Organism: Penicillium waksmanii
Lineage: Eukaryota; Fungi; Ascomycota; Eurotiomycetes; Eurotiales; Aspergillaceae
Gene: cprA
Product: NADPH--hemoprotein reductase cprA
Exons: 2
Coding region: 1-2085 (694 amino acids)
Cellular component (GO): cytosol
Molecular function (GO): FMN binding; NADPH-hemoprotein reductase activity; flavin adenine dinucleotide binding
Source: RefSeq, a predicted model, not a curated record